Phycodurus eques (leafy seadragon) is the source of this 1953-nucleotide messenger RNA. RefSeq names its product 14-3-3 protein zeta-like. Lineage: Eukaryota; Metazoa; Chordata; Actinopteri; Syngnathiformes; Syngnathidae. Bases 236 to 988 code for a protein of 250 amino acids. The transcript has 6 exons. The record is from RefSeq and is a predicted model, not a curated record. Gene Ontology annotation, cellular component: cytoplasm. Gene Ontology annotation, biological process: signal transduction.
GUUUGGACUUUAGCUGCUGCUGCUUGUUCUUUGCCUUUCUGCCCAAUCCAUCGAAUCGGACCAAUUUGUGAAGCGAAUUCGGACCUCUGUAGCCUGUCACGCUGCGGUGGAAAUAACGCCACUCCUUGUUCCACUCCCAGUUCACAGUCCCCGACUGUCGCUCCUCCCGACCGUGUUGUCUGAUCCAUCGCUCCCCAAUCAAAUAUUCACUAAAAGAGAGAAAAAAGGAAAAACUAUGGAUAAAGCGGAUCUUAUCCAGAAGGCCAAGCUGGCAGAACAGGCCGAGCGUUACGACGACAUGGCCGAGUGCAUGAAAGUGGUCACGGAGAAGGGCGAAGACCUGACGAACGAGGAGCGGAACCUGCUGUCCGUUGCCUACAAGAACGUGGUGGGGGCCCGGCGGUCCUCAUGGAGGGUGCUCUCCAGCAUCGAAGGCAAGUCCGAGACCAGUGAGAAGAAGCUUCAGCUGGCUAAGGAAUAUCGGGAGAAAGUGGAGAAUGAGCUGCAGGUCAUCUGCAACAACGUUUUGACACUGCUGGACAAAUAUUUAAUUGGAAACUCCAUACAACAAGAGAGCAAAGUGUUUUACCUAAAGAUGAAGGGGGAUUACUAUAGAUACCUCGCUGAGGUUGCCUCCCCAGAGGAGAAAUUGACGAUCAUCGAGAACUCACAGCAGGCGUACAAGGAAGCGUUUCACAUCAGUAAGACUGGCAUGGACCCCACACAUCCCAUCCGCUUGGGUCUGGCUCUUAACUUUUCAGUCUUCUACUACGAGAUCCUCAACUCUCCAGAAAAAGCUUGUGAACUCGCUAAAAAGGCGUUCGACGAGGCUAUCGCCGAGCUCGACCAACUAAACGAGGAGUCUUACAAAGACAGCACCCUCAUCAUGCAGCUCCUCAGAGACAAUCUGACACUAUGGACAUCGGACACCGCUGGUGAAGAGGGCGAUGCCGGAGAAAGAGGUGACUGUGGCGAAACUGAGAACUAAAAGAAAAAUAGUCCUUGUUCUCCAAAAACAAAAGGAUUUAUAAAAAAAAAAAAAAAAAAAAAAAAAAACUUUUUACACAUCCGUCAUUCCUUAUUGCUCCGAUCCAACAUUCUUCCAAUGAAACCAUUGCUGGAAAAAAAAAAUCAUGUGAUCAUGGAGGUGGAAAAAAAAAGUAAAAUUGGAGAAAAAAAGAAAACGAUUAGGAUGAUCUGUAAAAGUAAAACCCUCCAUUCCUUGGUUUGUGUGUGUCCUGGCCUUUUCAGUAUGUGCAAUUUCAGCUGUAGAAGAAUUGAUAGCUUGACAUAUUACGCUGUUUCCUAAAGUUAGAGGCAGAAAUCCUCAAAGUCCCUACAUCGAACUGGAAGUUCAACCUCUGAGGAAGAUUUUGUUUCCAGGUUAUCUUAGAUUCCUCUUCCUGCUCUGUCUUAAAAAAAAUAAAAUAAAAUAAAAUAAAAAAACACACACACAAUCAUGUGGUACGGUUACAGCGUCUGAAAUUCCACUUCAGAUAGUUUUCAUGCUGCAGGGAAUGCCAGUGUUCCACGCAUGCUGGCAGCAAAUAGUAGUGCCCAUUGGAUUCAUCCUCACUUUGAUGCCACUCUUUCACUGAAGCAUGUCUGUUUGGGGGAGGGGGGAAUUGUGGGGGCUUCACUGACUGACUCGCCGGGACCUUUCAAAUGGGAAGAUGAAGACAAUUCUGUCAUUGCAUGUCUCGAGAUAUUACACUGGAAUGGGAACAAAUGCUGUAACACACAAGUUCAAUUGUCAAGUUUAAUCUUUUUCAAUGCAGGUUUGUACACAUCCUAAAAGAGGGUGGUCUGUUUGUCUGUCCAGUGAUUGUCAUGAGAGAUUUGGACCACUAUUGUUUUGCUUUUCAUUCAAUUGUAGUCCCCUAAAGCCUUGUGGAACCGUUUGAAUCCCUGUGUAACAGCUAUGUUAACAUGAAUAAAUCAUUUUAUAAACCA